Stylonychia lemnae is the source of this 3510-nucleotide messenger RNA. The record is from the annotation of a GenBank genome assembly. NCBI's taxonomy places the organism in Eukaryota, Ciliophora, Spirotrichea, Sporadotrichida, Oxytrichidae.
AUGAUAUCAGAGUAUGUACCAACAGAUCUCUCUACAAUUAAAAGAGAAACUAAAAUCAAGAACCAAUAUGAAUUUGAGUAGGAAAUUGCUAACAUUUCAGAAGUACUGAAAGAUCUAAGCUCCACUGACUGCUCAGGUAAAAAAUUCUUUAGUUUAAAAGAAUUGUAGAUGGUAGAUCAAAGAUCAGCACUGACAAAAGAAGCUUCAAAAACAAUCGCUCUCAUGGCUGAAGUCAUGCAAGAUUAAUUUGAAAUACUAGCAUAGCGAUUCAUCCAUCCGAAUUCUCUGAUAAAAUUAGUUCAGAAUGCCAAUAAAAUUAUAUCAGAACAUGGUCAUUUGUGUAUUAUAGCUAUAUUACAUAAUGUUGUGUCAGCAAAGAUUGUUAAUAAAAUAUUUGAUGAGGCUAAGAAUAAGAGUCCAAUAGUUAGAUCUAAAGUAGCUCAGUAUUUUUUGGCAAUUCUUCUUACUUACCCUGAAGAGAUAGUCGACAGAUAAUCUCAAAUAAUUGAGGAUUAUUUAUUUUUAGCACUUAGUGAUGCUAAGCCAGAAGUACGUUAAAAUGCCAGAAUGUCUUAAGCUUAUGACAAUUUGUCCAAGAAUAGCCAGGCCAAUAUUUUAAGCAGAAAAUCUGAACCAGUUAUUUGCAGUAAGACCCAGCCAAACUUCUAUGGAGUUGCUCCUAACAAAAAUAUGAGUGAAUUUGAUGAUAACCAAUCCCUAUCUUCUAUAAAUUCAAUUAACUCUAAGAUGAGUAAGAUAAAUCUUAAUAAUAAUAACAAUGGCGGAAAUAAUCUUGCAAGGACUCAAGAUAACUUUGAUAAAAAAACCCAAAGGCAAAAAUAAAAUAUGCCUCUACCAGAUAAAUCCACUGAUUUUGAGUAAAUAUUACAGCCUCAUGCUUAUCCCUCUAGUACUGAGAAUCAUAACUAGAGAUCUUCAAAGAGAUAAAAAGCUAACUAUAUAGAUCUUCCGAUUUAGUAAGACGAAGAAACCUUUGAUAAGAUGCUAUAAAAUGACGAUUAUCGCCAGAAUAAUAUGAUUAUUCAAUCGUUCAAAAAGGACAGCAGAGGGGUAAGUUCAUCAAAUAAAUCUGGAGGUAGCUAGUUUAAUUAGAAUCAGCAAAAUUCAAAUGAUCAGAUCCAAAGUAAGCUACAGCUUCUGAAAAGUAGGUCUAGUCAGUCCCAAUAAAAUUAAUUAUCCCAUCAAAACUCCAAUGUCCAAUCGAGCUAGAUAGAUGACGAUUCUUUAAGUUCAAUCGCACAUAUCUCUAAUUCUAUCAUCACUGAAAGAAAUAAAUCAGUUAGAAAUGCUCAAGAGAGUGGAUGUGUUGAAGAAGAAGUCUUCAGAAAACCUAGCUCAAAAUCGCAAAUUAAACAAGGAAAAGUGUACUUGGAAGAUUCAGAAUUAGUAGAACUCAAGAGAAAACUAUCAAAUCCUGGUUACGAGACUGCUUAGUAAUUUUAUUAAGAAGCUGGAGCAUCUCAGACCAACUAAUUCCCUCGACAGACCCAAUAACAUGCGGGCUAAUUUGAAUUGAAUCAAAAUAUUGAAAUGCUUCUAGAGAAAGCUGAAAAAGAAAACUGGUCUGAGAGGUUAGAAGCAUUCAUUGGUCUAUAAUAAAUCAUAUAUGAGUGGAUUGCAAUAAUGGGUGAGGCUAGGGCGAUGAAUCAGCAAUUAACAUUCUAGCAUUUACAAGUAACUCAAGAGAAUAUUUUUGAGAUUUUAAAAUGUAUGGUCAAUCAUUUAGGCGAUAAUCACUUCAAAGUGGUCUUGAUUGUCCAAGAUAGCAUGUGCUAAAUAUUCUAAUUAUUUCAUGAGAUGUUUGCACCAUAUCUGCAAGUUAUUAUAGAAAAACUAUUGAAAAAUGUUACUGAUAAAAAAGAAUCAGUUUGUUCUUCAGCUAAUAUUUUGCUUAAUAUGUUCCAAUAAAUUUAUGGAGGUGAUCAAUUAGUACCUAUCCUUCUCAAAAUACUUGACAAGGCAGAGACUAUAUAAAAUAAAGUAUUGAUUUCAUGUCUUGAAGUGCUAAUGGUACUCUUAAAAGAUGCCUACUAAUUUGCAAUGUCUGAGGACAACAUUAAGAAUUGUGUUAUCAAGGUUUGCUUAAUAGCUAGUGAUAACUCUGCUAAUAAAGCAGUAACACUUCCAAUAAUUGGUGCUCUUCUCACUCUAAGAGAUAAAAAUGUAAAUGCCUCAAUGCAAGCUAUAUUAAUGCUAGACUCAAAGACACUAGAGAUUAUUAAGAGACUUGGUCAUUUCUACGCUCCUGAUUUAGAGGAGAAUAUAGUUGAAUUCAUAAAUAAAAGAAAUGCUUAAUAUGAAGGAAAGGAUGACAUGCCCUUAAGUCAGAUAGAUGAUUCUCCAAGAACUAUACUUGAGAAUAAAAAGCAGAAAUUAUUGACAAAAAAUCCACAUCAAAACUAAUAUGAUAUACCAAAUGCAAUGAAAUCUCCUAAAAAUAUGACAAAUAAUAAAGUGACCCCAAAUUCAUCGAUCACAAGAGCAACUAUCAACUUUGAGGAAUCAAAAAUUACAAAAACUAGUAAAAUUUAGUAGAAAGUUAUGGAUAUGAGUGUCCUAUCAAACAAAGAGGAAGAUGAGGAAAUGCUUUCAUUUUUGAUGAUUGAAAAUUAAGUCAAAAAGCAGAGUACUUAGUAGUCAGAUGAUAUCCUAAAUACAAUCAUCUAGAGUCAAAAUAUAUAAAAGCAAGUUUAAGAUUUAGACCUCAAUCAAAGAAUAGAGCUACUAAAGAAGAUAUAGCAAAGUCAUGUUGAUUCUAAAAAGGAUGGAUAAAUGGGAUUUACCUCUUAAAACUUAGAAAGCAUUUUAACAAUCCUAAAUCUGCUGCUUAAUUCUUAAUAGACCAAGAGCAAUAAAAAUGAUGAAUAGGCUAUGAACGUGUAAAGUGAAUUUAAGGAAAGAACAUUAGAAAUUAUGACUAUCAUAAUACAAGAGAACUUCAAGCGAUUUGUAGAUAUCACUAAAUAAUCUCAAAACAAUCUUUUUGAAUCAUUGAUGCAAGCCUUAAUCCUGAAUUUCAAUGAAAACAAGUACAUUUCAAAGAAAUCAGAGGCGAUAUUUGAUAUCCUAGUUGCUUACUCUCAUAAAUAAUAGUAAUAUUCAGCUUUAAUAAUGAAGACCUUAUUCAAAUUAAAUCAAAUUGACUAGUAAUAGUACUCUGGAAUAUUACUGCCUGUUAUUCUAAGAUUCACUGCGAAAAUAAUCAAAAUCAUUGUCAAAUAAACACUCGUUAGUAUCUAAGAAGACGUUUUUAGAAGUCUUUUGCUGAAUAACAUGAACCAUCCAAACCCUGAAGUCAGAAAAAAUGUGGUGUUCUGCUUGGUUGAAAUGAGGAUUAUAGUUGGAGAAUAUGAUUUUCAGAGUAUUUUUUAGAGACUACCAAUGAGCUAAUAAAAACUAGUAUAGAUUUAUAUUGAAAGAAGAUAAGGAAAUUAAACAUCGACAUCCUCUUAAAUAAGUUCAUAAUAGACUGGGGGGAAAAUUUUAUGA